Molecule: messenger RNA, 1848 nt
Organism: Bacidia gigantensis
Lineage: Eukaryota; Fungi; Ascomycota; Lecanoromycetes; Lecanorales; Ramalinaceae
Exons: 2
Coding region: 1-1848 (615 amino acids)
Biological process (GO): intracellular transport
Source: RefSeq, a predicted model, not a curated record
AUGGCUCAAUCUAGACCUGACGUGUCGAACAAUGUGGGGUCUUCUUCUCACGUCGUCGGCCAAGAUAGAGAUCAGUCUCCAAAUUCACUACCAACUUCAGGCUCUGCAAGUGACAACGAAUCUAGCGAAAGAGUAACAAGGGAAAAGCUGAAAAAGGCAUCCAUAGGUUCUCUGGGUCAGGAUUCUAACGCAGGUCCUGCAGCUGCAUCGACGACAGACGUACCUGUUGACGUCAAAGCUGACCCAUCUCCGACAGGUGGGAAACCGGGGCCAUCUGUCGACAACAGUCGUGGCAGGUCGCAACGAAAGCGCUCCUUCGAUGAAAGUGAGGACAAGAAUCUUAACCGGGAGGAUUCAAAGGCCAACGAAGAGGCGGAUACAAAUACCCACGCGAGAAAAAGAUCCAGAGAUGUCAAGAAAGCGGAGCAUGUUAGCAGCGAACGGGAGGCUCUAGCAUCCGCCACCGAAUGCACAACCAGAGCAUCCAAGGACGGAGAUGAGGGGACCAAUCAUAAUAAUGCAACAGCAGAUACAGUGGAACGUCUGGGUCAGGUCGCGCAGGGUAUUCAACCUGCCACGAUACCCGAAGUCGAUAGUGAGCCGAGUAGACCCUUCACCUCUGGACUCAGCAACGCUAUUCAGGAAGGUCAGGAGGGCACUCGAACACCAUUGGACCCUUUCACUAUUAGAGAUGGUACUUACAGUCCAAGGAAGAAACGUAGUAGAGAUCAAUUCGACGCAGAGGUGAACAGGGAGCAAAAGGUAGCAGCCACUGAAGAAGCACGAGCCCAACGACUCUCUAGUGAAGUGGAUAGACCUGCAGUCGCUGCCUUAGGCGGCGAAACCUUUCCCCCUCCAAGUACGCUCGGUAAGAGAGAGGGGGACCAGCACGAUCCGCCAAAGAACGUUUUCGGAAGCAUCUCAGGGUUUGCCUCGGACACAACUAAGGCACGAAUGUCUUCACCAGGGAGGUCUUCUGAACCGCAAACAGCAUCGGCUUCUGCAUUUGCUUCAUCUGGCUUCGCUGCUUUAGCUCAAUCAUCGACUUCUCCUUUUGGCCCUUUUGCGGGUGUCACUGUGAACGGCGCAGGGAAUUUGUCAGGAGACUCGGGGGCGGCAUCGAAAUGGGAGAAGACAUCAGUUGCAGGCUCGCACACUAAGACCUUGAUGUCGAGCGCUCCUUCACAAAAAAAUGAUUCGUCCCCUUUCUCUGGGUUGGAACCAUCCAAGCCCAGCGUUUUCGGAGGCUCCAUAUUCGGUCAACGAUUUGACGGCGGUUUCGGUGCCGGCGAUAAAUUGACAACCUUCGCUGCACCUAACGGUGAUGCUAAUUUAGGUUCCAGUAAAGGUGCUAUUAGGCCCAUUGGGUCUCCAGAGCACGAAGAUGAAAUGCUAACACAGAAUCAUGGUGAAGGUGAUGGCGACAAUGAUACAGAAAAAGGCGAUGUUACUGAAGAAGAGGCUGAUGAGCAGUCGCAAGACCCGCCUGUCGGACCUGGAAAUGGAGAAGAUGGUGAGCACUCAGAAAUCACCACAAAAGCAAGCCUCUUCGCCUUUCGAAACAAUGUAUGGAAGGAAAGUGGGAAAGGAACCUUUAAAUUUAACGUAGCAGAUGCGGACAAUGAGCGUGGCUCAUCAAAGACCGGGCGCUUCAUCAUGCGAGCACAUCAAACAUAUCGCGUAAUGCUCAACACGCCUGUUUUCAAAGAGAUGAAGGUGGGCGAUAGUAAGGGAAACGAACCAGCUGGGAAGUCUUUUGCGUUUCUGGUCAUUGAAGAUGGCAAACCCACGCCCCAUAUGAUCAAGGUGAUUUCAACCUUCUUCUAUCUGCCAUUAUGGCCGUACUAA